This is a messenger RNA of Diversispora eburnea, 966 nucleotides long. The record is from the annotation of a GenBank genome assembly. NCBI's taxonomy places the organism in Eukaryota, Fungi, Glomeromycota, Glomeromycetes, Diversisporales, Diversisporaceae.
AUGGCAAAUAAAGUUCCCACAGAAAUAUUAAUUAAAAUUUUAAAUAAUCUUCAAUCAUCAUCUAAAUCAACUCGAGAUUUAUAUUCAUCAUUAUUAGUUAAUCGAAUCUGGUGUAAAGUUACUAUACCUAUACUUUGGGAACUACCUUUUGGUCAAAAUUGUAGUACAAAAACAGAUACAGAUUAUAAGAAGUUGAAUAAGAAAGCAUUGUGUAUUCGAACUUAUAUAUCAUAUCAAGAUAAUAACAAUAGUAAGGAUGUUGAUAAGGAAUUUGUCACCACCGUAUCGAGAAUAUUAUUUCAUGAGAUAUGCAAAUUAAUAAUAAAUCGAUGUACAUUUUUGGAUUACUUUAAAUUGGCGACAGUUCCUCUUCAUUCCCCAUUUUAUUAUUUUAAUUAUAAAGAUUUAAUUUGUUCAAUUCUCGAGUUACCUGGUGCCCCAAAAGUAUUUAAGAAGCUAGAAAGUUUUACUUCGAAGAUAAGAUCUGAUGAUAAUCUGAUUGGAUCAUUAUAUGAAUCGUUAACAUUAAUUUGUGAUAACAUUUUAAAUAUGAAUUUAUAUUUUAAGUCAAUUCCUCAAGAUCAAUUGAUAAAACUUAUUAGUGUUCAAAAACGGCUAGAAAAUUUAUCAAUUAAUGGUGAUUAUCGGCUAUUGACCAAUUCAUUAUUUUUUGAGGCUAUCAUUAGUAAAAAAGAAACAUUAAAGAAUCUUCGUUUAAAGAAAUUAAAUUUUUCUUAUUUCAGGGAAAAAUUGUCAUUAAAUGGACAAUUUAUUUUACUUCAAAAACUUUAUAUUAAGAAUUGUUACGAAUUGCAAGAAUCAGAUUGCUUAAUAUUGGCUUCAUCAUUUACUCAAUUGAGUAGUUUUUAUUAUUUUCAUCCGAGAGGUUAUAGCAGUUAUCCUCGAGAAUUUAUUAUAGAAAUUCUCAAAACGGCAAAUACAAAUUUAAGAAAUAUUUUUCUGGAC